This is a messenger RNA of Pisolithus orientalis, 1095 nucleotides long. Its product is annotated as mitochondrial carrier. Bases 167 to 1060 code for a protein of 297 amino acids. Gene Ontology annotation, biological process: transmembrane transport. The record is from RefSeq and is a predicted model, not a curated record. The transcript is spliced from 14 exons. Lineage: Eukaryota; Fungi; Basidiomycota; Agaricomycetes; Boletales; Pisolithaceae.
UCACGGGCGGCCGAGCACCAUCCGAAUAGCGCGCGCUCUAACUGCCAUCACUAUUAGCUUAGUGUGUUCGCACACAAGGGUUUUUUUUUCUCUCCUUCUUACUAUCAUUAUUGGCCUUUGAUUUGUUAGCCUCUUAUUCCCUGUUCAAGCCUUGUCCAAUAGAGCCAUGGCGACGGAACAACGGAAGCCACUUCCCUUCAUUGCCAACUUUGCGGCGGGAGCGAUCGCUGGAGUGUCGGAAAUCUUGACUUUUUACCCCCUCGAUGUUGUGAAAACUCGUAUGCAACUUGAGACCGGCAAAUCCAAACAUGGAAUGGUUGGAACGCUAACAGCGAUCGUCCGUGAGGAAGGUGUAGGAAGAUUAUAUCGAGGCUUGGUACCUCCCCUCCUCCUCGAGGCACCUAAGCGCGCUGUGAAAUUCGCUUCGAACGAUUUCUGGGGGAAGACAUACCUUAAACUUUCUGGCGAAUCCAAAAUGACCUCCCAACUCUCCAUCAUUACCGGAUGCAGUGCUGGGGCCACUGAGAGCUUCGUUGUUGUGCCAUUCGAGCUAGUAAAGAUCAAACUACAGGAUAAGACCAGCACCUUUGCUGGCCCUAUGGAUGUGGUCAAGCAGGUGAUUAAAAAGGAGGGCGUUUUAGGCCUCUAUGCUGGUAUGGAGGCUACAUUUUGGAGACACUUUUGGUGGAAUGGCGGAUACUUUGGUUGUAUUCACCAAGUACGUGCUAUGAUGCCCAAGGCAGAGACGCCUCAGGGCCAGUUGUUCAACAACUUUGUCUCUGGAUCUGUCGGAGGUUUCAUGGGCACCGUCCUUAAUACCCCAUUCGAUGUGGUGAAAUCCCGUAUUCAAAGUGUCAGCAAAGUGCCGGGUGUAGUUCCCAAGUACAACUGGACAUACCCAGCGCUUGUCACAAUUUUCCGAGAGGAGGGUCCCGCAGCUCUCUAUAAAGGAUUUACCCCCAAAGUACUUCGACUCGCACCAGGUGGCGGAGUGCUGUUGCUUGUGGUAGAAUUCACUCUCAAUAUCUUUAGACAAGCUCUUGGACCGCCUUACAUAUAGAUGCUUAUGUACUGCUGGCUUUCACAUUAUGCGUA